Messenger RNA from Exophiala viscosa, 2649 nucleotides. RefSeq lists its product as uncharacterized. Gene Ontology annotation, cellular component: cytosol; endocytic vesicle. Lineage: Eukaryota; Fungi; Ascomycota; Eurotiomycetes; Chaetothyriales; Herpotrichiellaceae. The record is from RefSeq and is a predicted model, not a curated record. Gene Ontology annotation, molecular function: guanyl-nucleotide exchange factor activity; ubiquitin binding; small GTPase binding. The transcript is spliced from 2 exons. Bases 144 to 2363 code for a protein of 739 amino acids. Gene Ontology annotation, biological process: vesicle-mediated transport.
AGAUUACGUCUCCUUGUAUACAGUGUACCGAUAGUCCAGUGAUGCGCUUGGAACAACACUAAACAGAUCAAGGACCACAAGCCUGCCAUUUGGAGCAUGAAGGUUUAGCGGCGUCUCGAGAAGCAUCGUAUCCUGUACUUUCGAUGUCAUCGGACGGCAACCAUGCCAUGGAUGCCAAACAGGAAACCCUUUCGGCGGAAAGCGGUGGAAAUCUAAUCGAUCUCGACGACGAGUCUCAUGGCGACAGCGUCAGUCAAAGAAAUGCGCAGGGCGCAUCAGAUAUCAGAAAAGAGGGAGCAACUCCCAAUAUCACCAUGAAACUACAAGGUCUCAGCCUGGACCCCAACAAAGCCAUUUCAGAAGAUGCCUCUCAGCCGAACAAAGUUCUCCAGCCGACUCCUCCGAUCUCAGGCCCAUCCUCAGCCAGUGAGAAACAAUAUCUCGACCCUACGCCGAAAACGCCUACGGUCUCGAGACACCCCUCGGUGCGCGCUGCUACCGAAGAGUACAACGAGAAAGAUCCGGCGUAUGCUCAAGACCCCCAAGAUGGCACACUGGACGUUCCGCAUCAGGGCGCUGGUAGAGAUAAUGAAGUGGAAUCGACGUCCGAAAUACAGAGUAUCAUGGACCAAUUUGACGAUGCUUCUAUAGCUCCGUCGAAAGAAGAUAUCAUGUCCCCUAGGCAGGACAUGGCUGGACCUAUCCUUGGAACACCACAACAUCAUCCGCCUCGAAGGUCUAGUCUCGAUCAUCUCCUGUCAAGAGAUCUGGACGCUAUUGCGUCCUCGCCUGUGGCAUCUCAAUCUGAGAAACCUUUACCUUCUCCGCCAUUAGUGUCUCCGACUAGCGAGGACAAGACUCUAAGAAGACCUUCCCUCAAAGGGCCGACAGCAGCCUCAACGACUUCGUUGAUUCAUCAACCACCCCCGCCUGAACCGGAUCCUGAACUGCCUUUCGACUUCCAUAGAUUUUUGGAGCAACUGCGACACAAAUCGGCAGAUCCCGUGGCCAAAUUUCUGCGGUCCUUCCUGACAGAAUUCGGCAAGAAGCAGUGGAUGGUGCAUGAACAAGUCAAAAUUAUAGGAGAUUUCCUCGCUUUCAUCACAAACAAGAUGGCUCUAUGCGACGUAUGGCGGGAAGUGUCAGACAAUGAAUUUGAAAAUGCCAAAGAAGGAAUGGAAAAGCUUGUCAUGAACAGAUUAUAUUCGCAAACAUUUUCGCCCGCGAUUCCACCGCCACCCACUCAGGCAUCACGAUCGCGCUCGAGGGGAAGACGGAAGGAGCAAGAGAAAAAUCCUUUGCCCGGAAGACGCGGUCAACAUCAGGAAGAUGUGGAACGCGAUGACAUCCUUGCUCAAAAGAUACGUAUUUACAGCUGGAUCCGUGAAGAACACCUGGAUCUGGAACCCGUCGGCCCGAAUGGAGAAAGAUUUCUGAGGCUUGCCCAGCAAGAGCUACUGAAGAUCAAGGGGUAUCGAGCUCCAAGAGACAAAGUUAUUUGUGUUCUGAAUUGUUGCAAGGUGAUCUUUGGAUUGUUGAAGAAUGCAAAGAGCUCGGAUACUUCGGCUGAUGCAUUUGUGCCACUUCUCAUUUACGUCGUCCUCCAAGCCAAUCCAGAGAAUCUUGUGUCGAAUGUACAGUAUAUUCUGCGGUUCCGGAACCAAGACAAACUCGGAGGGGAGGCUGGCUACUAUCUCUCGUCUCUGUCCGGGGCUAUCCAGUUCAUCGAGAAUUUGGAUCGUACGACUUUGACCGUCAGCGACGAAGACUUUGAGCGCCACGUCGAGCUGGCUGUUUCAGAGAUUGCCGCGCAAAAUCGCGAGGCCGAGGCGCUAAGUCCGCGUUCCUUCCGAGAGAAAUCGAGCAUCGCCGAGCCAGAAUUGACGCCCAGAAACUCCAUGGACGUGGUUUCUAGUAGCCCCCAGCGCAGAGAGCCGAGCCGACUGAACAGCAGCUCGGAAGUCGGCUCGGAAGAUGGCGUUACUGGAAUUCUACGAUCGAUUCAGAAACCUCUGUCUUCAAUUGGGCGCAUUUUCUCCGACCAGGAUACCUCUCAAGAACACAGGUCUAUUCCACUGCCAGUACCACAGACGGGUGCACGGUUAAGUCCAUCAGUGUUCCAGCCUCCACCUGAUGGAGGAGCCCCAUCGUACGAUGCCCAAGAAGCAGCAGCAAGGCAGGCGAGCGCAGAAGCUGCAGAGGCACGACGUAUCCAGAGACAAGAGCACAGGACUGUGGUUGAGACAUUGUGCGGGAUGUUUCCAAACCUUGAUAAAGAAGUCAUCGAUGAUGUUGUGCGGCAAAAAGAAGGCAGGGUUGGUCUGGCGGUGGACGCAUGCUUGUCUUUGACCGCUGGUGGCUAGAAGCCGAGACACAAUUGCGACAUACCGUGAUCGUGCGUCACAACAACGAAAGAUUGGGGGACCCUCGACCAUUGCUUCAAGCUAUGAUCUUUGUCUACCGUCCGCAUACCAUUGCUCUCUUGACCAGCAGUGUGCGGACCGGAGGCGGUGUCGUAGGCUUCGGCCACGACGGGCCAGUUUCAGUCGCUGGCUAGUGGCCGACAAGACUGCACUCAGCUUGCGGCACCUGCCCGAAGUGAUGGAGAUGGAGACAAAAUACUCGCAACCACGGGUGCCUGAAGAUGGG